Messenger RNA from Lycium ferocissimum, 1785 nucleotides. RefSeq lists its product as uncharacterized. The transcript has 4 exons. Lineage: Eukaryota; Viridiplantae; Streptophyta; Magnoliopsida; Solanales; Solanaceae. Bases 1 to 1473 code for a protein of 490 amino acids. The record is from RefSeq and is a predicted model, not a curated record.
AUGGCUUGCAAUCUUGUUGACUUUUUCGAACAGAUGAGUAAGUUGCUGCAGCAACUUCAGCACUUGUUUGACAGUUGCAGACAUUUGCUGAGAGAGGAAGUACAGAGCCAAGAAGCAGUAGAUACAAAUGAACAAAGUGAAGGAGAAUUAGAAGCUGAAGAAACUGCUGAUGGAGUAGAUGGAUUGGAUGAAGAUGAUGAAAAGAACAGUGCUUCCGAAAAUACAGUUCACUUGUCGACGUUCAUAGCUGAAUUAAGAACAAAGAAGAGAAAUAGUGUGAAUGCCAAUUUAAUUGCAGAAUCUUCUAAUAGAUUGGACACAGAUCAUAACAGGACUUCCAUUGCUGAGGUCGUCAAGGUUUUCAGUAUUGACAAGUAUGCCGUGAGGAUGCCGUUGAAUGAAAAUAAUGAUUUGACCGUUGAUCUUACGGUCAAAUCAGGCAUGGGCAAGAACUUUGAUAUGUUUAGGCUAAUUCUUAAAAAGCAGGGGUUGGAGGAUUUCUUUAGGAAAAGCUGUUUUGGGGUGUAUUUGGAUCUGCCUGAAGAGACCGGUGCACGGUUUCAAAUGAAAAUGGUAUAUGGGCUUAUGAAGCGUAGAAUUCUUUCGGAUGCAAAGGAUGAGCUUUGGAUUAAUUACUGUGGCAUGCCGGUGUGCUUUGGCUUGAAAGAGUUUGCCAUAGUUACUGGCCUUAGAUGUCAUCCUUGUGAGCUUCCUACUGUUGUAUUGAAUAAGCCAGCCCGGACUAGCAAGACAGCCAAAGAAGCCAAGAAAGUAGGAAAGGGUGGAAAAGAUAAGAGUGAAACUGGUUUGGUGGAGUUAGUUGGAAAAAGCUACAAAGGAGAUAAGCUGCUUGUAGAUUUGCAGUCCAAAACCAUGUCAAAAAAGCAUAAGCAGUCCUUGUGUUUAGUUUGGUUUGUGCACUGUGUUCUUAUGGCAAAAGAUACAAGUCUGAACAUACCACUUGGUUUGCUUAAACUUGCGGAGGACUAUGAGGCAUUCAACAACCAUGGAUGGGGCCGGGAAAGCUUCAAGUUGACUGUUGACUAUUUAUCGAAAGAGCUUAAGCCAACAGUGAAGACAGUCAAUCUAUAUGGCUUCCCUUGGGCUUUCAUGGCUUGGGCAUUUGAAGCCAUUCCUCACCUCCGACAACAAGUGAAGGACUACCCUUCAGAAGUGUCUUUUCCAAGAAUGCUUAGAUGGCUGACUGCAAAGAGCAACACAAGAUUGAGUGUUGAUCUUUUUAACCCUCCUUUGGAAGAGGUUGUGCACCCGUGGCUUGUCCCGACAGUACGGGAGUUGGAGAUGCCAUUCCUUGCUUCCUUUGAGCCCUUACAAUCUGUUCCUGAUAAAAUGAUUGAGGGGAUGAAAUUAGAAUUGGCUGGAGUGACAGCCAUCAAAAGGGAAUCAGUUGUGGUAGAUGUUGGUGGUGUUAUUGCUGGGGGUCAACCUACUGUUGAUAACGUUGCGGCAUAAAUUGCCGGUGAAAAAAUAAUAGAUGAUGAUGUUGAUUUUGGUAGACAAACUCCAAUUGGUGGUGUUGUUAGUGGACAAACUGCAAUUGGUGGUGAUGUCGGUGGACAAACUCCAAUUGAUGGAGAUGUUAGUUGUGGCGGAUUUGGUGGUAGAUUUUCCUUUGUUGGUGCUGACACAUCGAAAUGUGCUUGUGAAUGCACCUAUUGCAAGCGGCGAAUGGAUGAUUUGAUAAAAAAAUGUUGAGGAGAUGGUGAAGGCACAAAAAGACACAAAUUCUGCUUUACAGAGUUUGUUAUCCAAGAGGGGUGUCAA